This is a messenger RNA of Suncus etruscus (white-toothed pygmy shrew), 525 nucleotides long. Its product is annotated as olfactory receptor 7A10-like. The transcript is spliced from 3 exons. The coding region runs from base 1 to 525 and encodes 174 amino acids. Gene Ontology annotation, cellular component: membrane. Gene Ontology annotation, biological process: G protein-coupled receptor signaling pathway. Gene Ontology annotation, molecular function: G protein-coupled receptor activity; olfactory receptor activity. Lineage: Eukaryota; Metazoa; Chordata; Mammalia; Eulipotyphla; Soricidae. The record is from RefSeq and is a predicted model, not a curated record.
AUGUACCUGAUCACUGUGUUUGGGAAUGUGCUCAUCAUCCUGGCCGUCAUCUCCGACUCCCACCUCCACACCCCCAUGUACUUCUUUCUCUCCAACCUGUCCUUCGUAGACAUCUGCUUCACCUCCACCACUGUCCCCAAGAUGCUGGUGAACAUCCAGACACGCAGCAAAGCCAUCACCUAUGAGGGCUGCAUCACACAGAUGUUUUUCUUCCUUCUUUUUGCUGGAUUGGACAACUUUCUCUUGUCUGUGAUGGCCUAUGACCGCUUUGUGGCCAUCUGCCAUCCCCUGCACUAUAUGGUCAUCAUGAACCCCCAGCUCUGUGCAUUGCUGGUUCUGAUGUGCUGGCUCACUGUGGUGUCCUUAUUUUAUUUUUCAGUCAUAGGUGUGUACCUGAGCUCUGCUGCUACUCACAGCUCACACUCUAUUGCAAGGGCCUCAGUGAUGUAUGCUGUGGUCACUCCCAUGUUGAAUCCCUUUAUCUAUAGUCUAAGGAACAAAGACAUAAAGGCAUCCUACCGCUAG